CGCCCCGGGGGCAGAGCCAGGCCCGGGCCGCCCGCCAGCCCGACCCGCCGCCUCUUCGGCCAUGGAAGCUGCCGGCCGCCUCGAGGCCGCGGGGACAGGCAAGUACAUCGCCUCGACACAGAGACCUGACGGGACUUGGCGCAAGCAGCGGAGGGUGAAAGAAGGCUAUGUGCCCCAGGAGGAGGUCCCAGUAUAUGAAAACAAGUAUGUGAAGUUUUUCAAGAGUAAGCCAGACCUGCCCCCGGGGCUGAGCCCUGAGGCCACCGCUCCUGCCACCCCAUCCAGGCCUGAAGGCGGUGAACCAGGCCUCUCCAAGACAGCCAAACGUAACCUGAAGCGAAAGGAGAAGAGGCGGCAACAGCAGGAGAAGGGAGAGGCAGAGGCCUUGAGCCGGACUCUGGAUAAGGUGUCGCUGGGAGAGACAGCCCAGCUCCCCAGUGCCCCACAGGGCUCCCGGGCAGCCCCUACAGCUGCCUCCGAGCAGCCUGACGCAGCCGCCACCACUGAGAAAGCCAAGAAGAUAAAGAGCCUAAGGAAGAAGCUUCGGCAGGUGGAUGAGCUGCAGCAGCGGAUCCAGGCUGGGGAGGUCACCCAGCCCAGCAAAGAGCAGCUGGAGAAGCUCGCGAGAAGGAGGGCGCUGGAAGAGGAGUUAGAGGACUUGGAGCUGGGCCUGUGAGGCCCGUGGGCAUAGGGAACGAACUGCAGAACAAACCGUGGGGCUCUCUGGGGCCCGGGGGCACGUGGGCCGCAGAGUCAGGAGGGAUCCCCCACACUGGCUCGCGUCCACCUCUUACGGCCCAGCUCUGUUCUCCAGAGCCCAGCCUCUCCCUCCUUCCUUCUCUUGUUUUCCCAACUCCUGAUUUUUGGACUUGUCCCUCCCAUCCCCAGUGUUUGAAAUCUCAGUGACUACUCUAGGUACCUUUGCUGCUGAUUUGGGUGUCUUGUUUAACAGAAAAUCGAGUGGGUGGGAAUCUCCCAGAGAACUGAGACUGAGGGCAGACAGAGAACGCCCAGGUCUUGGAGUCUUGGUUCCUGUUCACAGUGUUUCUGGGUUAUUUCCCUCCAUUCCGCCAUUCCUCACCUUUUUUUUUUUUUUUUUUAAAGAACGAGAAUAAACACAAGUAGACAUGUC
Molecule: messenger RNA, 1132 nt
Organism: Carlito syrichta (Philippine tarsier)
Lineage: Eukaryota; Metazoa; Chordata; Mammalia; Primates; Tarsiidae
Gene: PYM1
Product: PYM homolog 1, exon junction complex associated factor
Exons: 3
Coding region: 62-676 (204 amino acids)
Biological process (GO): exon-exon junction complex disassembly
Cellular component (GO): cytoplasm; exon-exon junction complex
Molecular function (GO): RNA binding
Source: RefSeq, a predicted model, not a curated record